UUUGUUAUCAAUUAAUUCUAUUUUGUUAUAUUGGUAGCACGUUAAUUAAGGAACUUUGAUUACAUUUUGAGAAGUCAUGCGUCUGUUUAUCAUUUUGGUGUUAGCCGUUCUGAGCUCAGCGUCCAAUUUACAAAUUGACAAGGCGAAGUUCAAUGAAGCUCUUAAGGCAAACCGUAAUGGCGCAAACAAUCGUAUCAUCGAGAGUAUAGUGUUGGAUCUUCUCGAACAAAUCCGGGAGCUGAUGCGGAAUGGUUCCGGCGAUAUUCCUGUACUUGAUCCUUUGAAUGUUGGCUCCAUAAAUGUUGAUGAGAAUCUUAUAGGAAUACCUGGGUCAUUUAUUGAAUUAAACAACUUGACGGUGUCGAAUUUGAGCGACUUCGACGUUGACUUGGGUUUUGUUACGGAAGGCAUUAUAUUUCAAAGAUACACAAUUACUUUGGACGCCCAUAUUCCUGAAAUCAACUUGGAUACAAGUAGCUAUGAUAUGUACUUAAAAAUAUUUGGAGGAGAAGUAUAUGGAAAAGGUGACAUGAAAUUAAAAAUCAAAAUGCCAAGACUGCAUGGAGUCAUUAAAGCAGCGCUAACCACAAAUAAUGGAAUAUCUUUGAUAUUGAAUGAAUGUGACUUAGCGAUCGGUCUUGGAUCUUUUGAGCCUGAAAUUACCGGUUUCUGGGGUAGCGAGACAUCAAGUGCUUUUAUUUCGGCGUUCCUGAAGAACCUCAUUCCUGAAUUAUUAGAUUUCUUUGAGAACGACAUCAACGAAUUCCUCAGCCAGACCGUACUCACCGUGGGAAAUGAAAUUCUGAAAGAUCUUGAUUUAAUUGAUCUUAUCAGACCAUAAAUUUAUGACGAUACAGUACCUACAAAAAAUACACUUCAAUAAAAAUGUUACAAGGAAGAAUUUGUAUUGAUCUAUUGAGUUGAGUUUGUAUAUACCAAGAAUUUGAUUUACCAAGUUUUUUUAUAUGGUAUAAGUAAU
Molecule: messenger RNA, 979 nt
Organism: Colias croceus (clouded yellow)
Lineage: Eukaryota; Metazoa; Arthropoda; Insecta; Lepidoptera; Pieridae
Exons: 8
Coding region: 77-841 (254 amino acids)
Source: RefSeq, a predicted model, not a curated record